GCAUCACUCCCCGUGUGAGCAGGCAAAUGCAACAUGCUCUCCAGCCUGGGGUGUCUACUUCUCUGUGGAAGUAUUGCACUUGCUCUGGGAAAUGCACAGAAAUUGCCAAAAGGUAAAAAGCCAAGCCUGAAAGUGCACAUCAAUACCACCAGCGACUCCAUCCUCUUGAAGUUCCUGCGUCCAAAUCCAAACGUAAAGCUGGAAGGUUUUCUUCUGGGAUAUGGCAGCAAUGUGUCUCCAAACCAGUACUUCCCUCUUCCCACAGAAGGGAAAUUCACAGAGGCUGUAGUUGAUGCAGAGCCGAAGUAUCUGAUAGUCGUGCGACCUGCUCCUCCUCCCAGCCAGAAGAAGUCGUGUUCAGGGAAAUCUCGCCCUCGCAAACCCCUCCAGCUGGUGGUGGGUACGUUGACACCGAGUUCUGUCUUCCUGUCCUGGGGAUUCCUCAUCAACCCACACCAUGACUGGACAUUGCCGAGUCACUGUCCCAGUGACAGAUUUUAUACAAUUCGAUACAGAGAAAAGGAUAAAGAAAAGAAAUGGAUUUUUCAACUCUGCCCAGCUACUGAAACAAUUGUGGAAAAUCUAAAACCCAACACAGUUUAUGAGUUUGGUGUGAAAGACAAUAUAGAAGGUGGAAUUUGGAGUAAGAUUUUCAAUCAUAAGACUAUUGUUGGAAGUAAAAACAAAGUAAAUGGGAAAAUCCAAAGCACUUAUGACCAGGUCCACUCAGUGCCAGCAUAUGUCCCGAGGAAGCUAAUCCCACUAACGAUCAUUAAGCAAGUGAUUCAGAACGUUACUCACAGGGCUUCAACCAAAUCCCCAGACAAGACUCCUUUGGGGGGAACAAUAUUGGUUCAUCUGAUUAUUCCGGGUCUUAAUGAAUCCACUGUAAAACUUCCCACAUCCAUAAUGCUUGAGAUUUCGGAUGCUCUCAAGGCACAAUUAGCUAAGAAUGAAACAUUGGCUUUACCAGCAGAAUCUAAAACGCCAGAGGUUGAAAAAGUGGCAGGACAGCCAGUAACAGUGAUUCCGGAAACAGUUUCAAGAAGCACUAAGCCCACCUUGUCUAGUGCUUUGGACACUGCAGAGACAGCACUGGUCCUCAGUGAGAAGACGUCAGAAACAGCCCGCUCUGUUCUAAUACCUGAGUUUGAGUUGCCCUUGAGCACUUUAGCUCCAAAAAGGUUCCCUGAGUUUCCUGAGGCAAAAACAACCUUCCCAUUGGAGAGACCUGGGGGUUCCUGGGCUUCAAGUGAGGAGCCAUGGGUGGUACCUGGAGCUAAAACAUCUGAAGAUUCCAGAGUUGUACAGCCUCAAACUGCAACUUCCGAUGUUAUCUCAAGCUCGACAACUCCUGAUGAGACUGAAAUAGAGCUUCACACAGCAACAAGUGAUCCUAUUCUGGACUCUGUUCCACCUAAAACUUCUAGAACUGCUGAACAGCCAAGGGCAACACUGGCUCCAAUCGAAGCAUUAUUUGAAUCCCGAAAUGUGGAAAUCUUCACCAGUCCUGAAGUGCGACCUACAACGCCUGCUCCUCAGCAAACUACAUCUAUCCCUUCCACACCCAAACGACAGUCAACACCCAAACCGCCAAGAGUCAAGCCUGCCCCAGAACCUGAGACGCGGCCAUCUGCACAGUCAACAAAGGCUCCACGUGAGACCAAAAAACCAGGUCGCCACCGCCUCCGCCGUCCUAAAACCACACGUAGUCCUGAAGUACCCAAGUCCAAACCUGCUCUUGAACCUGCCACCAUGCCACCGGAGAGCUUGGUACCCAAAAUUGUUACUACUACAGACAUUGAACCUGUAAUUACGAGAACCAAGGCAUCCGUGACAACAUUAGCUCCAAAACCACCAAGACCAAGAACGCACCGACAACGUACCAAAUACAAAACCACCCAAAGCCCAAAGGUACCUCAUAGUAAACCAGCAGACUUGGGACCUAUCACUCCUGAGCCACCUUUAGCUUCAACAACAAUAAAAGUCCGCCGUCCACGUCCCAAACCUCAAACCACACCCCAUCCAGAAGUACCUCAGACAAUAUUGGUUCCUGCUACAAGCCUUGAACCAUUUAUUAGUACUGAGGCACCAGGGACAACAUUAGUUCCCAAACUGCCUCAACAACCAGGCUAUCCACAUCCCCAACCUCAAACCACAAGGAGUCCUGCAGCGCCUCUGACAGAACUGGUUCCUACUCCAGUCUUUGCACCAGUUACUCCUUUAAAAGAGGAUCCAGUGACCACAAUAGUUCCUAUUACAGACCUUGAACAUGUUACAGACCUUGAAACAUCUGUUGCUUUUAGAACUGAGGCCCCUGGGACAACACUAGCUAGCAAAGUAUCACAAAGAACCCGCCGUCCACGACCCCCACCUAAAGCCACCUUGAGCCCUCAAGCACCUCAAACAAAACCUGUUCCUGCUGUAGUCCUGGAACCCGUCACUCUUAGACCUGAGGUCCAAGUAACAACACUAGCUCCCAAAAAAACACAGAGAAAACAUCGUCCACGUCCUAAACCAAAACCUGUACCAAGUCCUGAAGUAACCGAGUCCAAACCAGUUCCUUCAAGAGAACGUGAACCUGUGACACUCAGAACUGAGACUUGGGUGACAACAAAAGCUCCUAAAACACCAAAACGGACCCGUCGUCCACGCCCCAGACUUCAAACCACACCAACUCCUGGGACCCCUCUAACCAAACCUGUUGCUGCUACAGAUCUUGAACCCAGUGCUCUUAGCACCGAAGUGCCUGCGACCGUGGUUCUUACUACAGCCCUCACACCUGUCACUCUUAGGACCAAGGCUCCCAAGAUAACAGCAUUAGCUCCUACUGAACUGCAAACUCUUGUUUUGAAGCCAGUGACCUCACCAAGCCUAGAAAUUACACAAAGUCAAUCUGUUUCUGAUGACCUGGAAUUGGUUGCAUUUAGUACUGAGUCACCACAGAAGACAAUAGCUCCCAGGCAGACAACCAGUGUGCCUCCCAAGCUCAACAUACCACACUCAAGAAUGCCAGCAAAAGAGCCAGUUCCUAAGGGACCCCUGCAUACGACUUCAAAGCCAAAAAUGCCACCAAAUCCUGAAGGGGCAGACACUACAUCUGUUCCAAAAGAUGAACGCCUUUCCUUUAAACCAGAUCCAGAGGUCUCUCACAGUGAAACUGUUCUGCCUCCUGUCACCUUUAGAGUUGAGCCACCAAAGACGACAAGAGCACCUUUAGAAACACGGGGCAUUCCUCUCAUACCUGUGAUUUCACCAAGACCUGGUCAAGAGGAACUACAAACCACCAUGGAAGACACAGACCAUUCUACCCAGGAGCUCUUCACAACCAAGAUUCCACCAACAACUGAACUGGCAAAGACAACUCGGGCACCACACAGAUUGCAUACAGCUCCUGUGAGGCCCAGAAUACCUGACAGGCCCCAUGGCAGGCCUGCUCUGAACAGAACAACUACAAGGCCUGAUAAAACCAAACCCAGAGGGACAUCCCAUAAAAACGGAGUAGGAACAGGAACCAAGCAAGUACCUAAGCCACCAAGUACUGGGAGAAAUGCGUCAGUGGAUUCACAUGCCCCAAGAAAACCAGGCUCAGUCUCAGGAACUCGUCGCCCAUCUAUACCACAUAGACAUACGUCCCCUAGACCGGUGCCUCCACAGAGAAGGCCUUUACCACCGAAUAAUGUCACCGGGAAGCCAGGAAGUAUGGGAAUUGUUUCCUCCAGCCGGGUAACUUCCCCGCCCCUGAAGGCUACACUCAAACCUAUUGGAACAGCCACAGAGAGGCCAAGGGCAGAACAAAAGGAACCAACUGCUCCUGCUUCAGAAGAAGAAUUUGGUAAUACAACUGACUUCAGUUCAAGUCCCACCAAAGAAACCGAUCACCUUGGGAAGCCCAGAUUCACAGGUCCCCAUGUGCGAUAUAUCCCAAAGCCUGAAAACAAGCCCUGUUCCAUCACUGACUCUGUCAGGCGGUUCCCUACAGAGGAAGCCACGGAGGGGAAUGCCACCAGCCCACCACAGAACCCACCCACCAACCUCACGGUGGUCACUGUCGAAGGCUGCCCCUCAUUUGUCAUCUUGGACUGGGAAAAACCUCUAAAUGACACUGUCACUGAAUAUGAAGUCAUAUCCAGAGAAAAUGGGUCAUUCAGUGGGAAGAACAAGUCCAUUCAAAUUACAAAUCAGACGUUCUCUACAGUAGAAAAUCUGAAACCAGAUACAAGCUAUGAAUUCCAGGUGAAACCCAAAAAUCCACUUGGUGAGGGCCCCGCCAGCAACACGGUGGCGUUCAGUACUGAAUCAGCUGACCCAAGAGUGAGCGAGCCGAUUUCUGCAGGAAGAGAUGCCAUCUGGACUGAAAGACCUUUUAAUUCAGACUCUUACUCAGAAUGUAAAGGCAAACAGUAUGUUAAAAGGACGUGGUAUAAAAAAUUUGUCGGAGUGCAGCUAUGUAACUCUCUCAGAUACAAGAUUUAUUUGAGCGAUUCCCUCACAGGCAAGUUUUACAACAUAGGAGAUCAGAGGGGCCACGGAGAAGAUCACUGCCAGUUUGUCGAUUCAUUUUUAGAUGGUCGCACAGGCCAGCAACUCACCUCUGACCAGUUACCCACCAAAGAAGGCUAUUUCAGAGCUGUUCGUCAGGAACCUGUCCAAUUUGGAGAAAUAGGUGGUCAUACCCAAAUCAAUUAUGUCCAGUGGUAUGAAUGUGGGACUACAAUACCUGGAAAAUGGUAGAUGCAACAAAAUUAUUUCCAAAGUACUUCUGGUUCAUUAUCUCAAAAAAGAAACAAUAACAUAACAAAAAGAACCCAUUGGAAAUAGUGGUAUUUGUCACACCUAUUCAAAGCUAUUUUUGUUUACUAUGUAUAAGUUUGCAAUCUGAUAGCAGUACUAGAUGUUUAUUAUUAGAAAAGAUUACUGAGAAUAUUUAUCUGGUUUUACAAAGUCAUUUUUAAAAAGCAAGAUUAACAUUAAUAGAUUAACAUUUUAGGGAAGCUGGCUCCCUAUUCGAAUUUUAAAAGAUCAUUUGUAUAUUAUUUAUCACAACUGUUGUAAUGUUUUCAGAUACUUUUAUAACAAAAUUGUCAAAAAUCUUUAAUAAUCUUUAUAAAAAGUAUUUACUUUAUUGAUGUGUACGUGUUGUUGGUGAAUUAAUUCCAUAAAUCUCUUCUUGGUUUAACUUAUUGGAUCAAAUAAUCUUCAGCAUAUACAUGUGACAGAAAGUAGUUCAAAUACUUAUGUUGAUGUAAACUUCCAUUUUUAGAAUCAGAUGAACAGAUUUUAAGUUUAAAUAGUUAUAUAUCAAUGCUAAUAUUGCCAUAAGUUACCAGCAAAUUAUUGCAAAAAGCCUGAAUCUAUACAAUUUUAUUUCAGUCAGAAACAACUGAUAAUCUGGUAUGUGUCAGUCAAAUGAUAAAUGUCUUUUUCUUCUGUACCCAUACUAUUAUGUCUACAAAUACUUUCUGAAGCUCUUCCUUUAAGCAGUUUUUUUAAAUGGCUCUGUGGUUCUAUUCAAGCUGUAUGUAGAGACUGAGUGUGAAUCAGCAUGAAAAGAUAAUGCAUGGUGAGAAGCUAUUGUUUUAUAGGAUAUAUUAUAUAUUUAUAUGUUUAGGCCAUGAAUGAAUGUAUCACAGAGUGUUUUUGUGACACUGUUUGAUUAAGCUGUAACAAAACUGACUCGUUGGAGGGAGCCAAGAAAAUUAUUGCUUGCCCUGAAAAGACUUUUCUCUGUAUGUAUCUUUCAACAUGCUUCAGUUUUAUCAAUGCUACAUUUUGUAUUUUCAAACAAGUAUAAACACUGCAAUAAAAAGA
Messenger RNA from Mus pahari (shrew mouse), 5811 nucleotides. It is a transcript of the gene Abi3bp, whose product is annotated as ABI family member 3 binding protein. Gene Ontology annotation, molecular function: protein binding. The record is from RefSeq and is a predicted model, not a curated record. The transcript is spliced from 57 exons. Bases 34 to 4734 code for a protein of 1566 amino acids. Lineage: Eukaryota; Metazoa; Chordata; Mammalia; Rodentia; Muridae. Gene Ontology annotation, biological process: extracellular matrix organization; positive regulation of cell-substrate adhesion.